CUUUUGGUUUUCUCGCUCAAACCUCAAAUACACAAACUCAAACAGAGAAGGGAAGGGUGGGAGAGAGACAGACUGAGAGACUGGGAGAGAGAGGGGCUGGGAGGGAUCGUGGGUGAGGUUCACUUGGAUCCAAAUCCACUUGAGCAAUAACUGAUCAGAGAAACGACAGAACGUUCUGGAGCUGCAACUCUAACAGGACUAAAACGCUUACUGAGCACAGCAGGAGGAAAAAAGAUUGUCGUAAGCUGUGACUGAAGCCAUACGGGUUGAUCUUUUUUUUCUUUGGCUUAUUUUCAGUGUGGAAGACUGUUAUAGUGGGUUGUACUCUGCAGGAGAGCUUCAGAAGUACAGGAAAAAGGUCUCAUUGUCACUGACAAGGCAUUUCAUACUGAAGUCGUUACUGCAGGAGCAGUAGUUUCAGUGCUGAGUUGUUGACAAUAGUGCUAGUAAUGUCAGGCAGAGUGCUUCCUGUCCUUCUCCUAUCUCUAUAUCUGACUGUGGGUUCAGUCCAGAGCCAGGGUUCCUCCCAGGAUGCCUUUAUUAUCCAGUACCUGGAGAGGAGACUGGUUCAGAUGGAGGAGCGUCUGAAUCAGUGUGAACAAAACACAGUGAGCGUCACCCAGAAGACCUAUGACCUCUCCUCUGAAAUGAGGGGUUAUCUGUCCACUCUCAGUGUUGUGAAAUCAGAGGUGAAGAGCCAGGUGGACAGCCUGUCUGUGCGAGUAGACCGGGUGGAGAGAGAGUUGGAAUAUCUUGAAAACAAGAUUCCCACUCAGUCUGACAUUGAGAUGGAGGAGGCGCUGCUGGAACAACAGAUAAAGGCUGCAGAACUGGACCAGCUGAAAAAGAAAGCCAAAAUCAAAGUGGAGAAAGACUGCAGCACAGCCCUGAGUCAAAUCAAGUCUCUUAAGAUUGUGAAGAAGGCAGGAGACACCUAUGGUUCCUGGUUCAAGGACCCCUCUGAAGGAUCAGCUAAGGUCUACCUGCUCAGUGGAAUUCAUAACAACACUCUGCUGGAGUAUGUUUCUCUGCAAAGCUUCGCAGAGAGGACCACCACUCCACCAGCUAAGGUGGUGCAGCUGCCUUUCCACUGGCAGGGGACAGGUCAUGUGGUCCUCAAUGGAUUCCUCUACUGCCACAAGGCAGACACACCCAACCAGAUACUGAAGGUAGACCUGUUGAAUGGUACAGUGGUGGACAGUACACUGCUACCAGGAGCAGGCCGUCUACCAGUCUACAGUCUGAACCCCAACACCUACCUGGAUAUGGCUGUAGACGAACUCGGCCUCUGGGUCAUCCAUGCUGACACUGAGUAUGGAGGAAACCUUGUCAUUACCAAACUGGAUAAAGGAACUUUGGCAGUAGAAUAUACAUGGGAUACACAAUGUAGGAGCCGUGAUGCUGAAGGAGCCUUCUUAAUAUGUGGGACCCUCUACGUGGUCUACAAUACACGCUAUGGAGGACGCUCCACCAUACAGUGUCUCUACGACAUCCAUGACACCAUCCACAGUGAUGAGAGUCCUGUGAUGUUCUUCCCAAAGCGCUACACCAGCCACAGCAGCAUCCACUACCACCCCGGAGACCAGCAGCUGUAUGCCUGGGACGACGGCUACCAGACAAUAUACAAAGUGGAGACACGCAGAAAUGACCAAGCCACUGCAGAAUGAAGACGAUCUAGUGUUAAUCCUUUAAAAACUUGUGGUAUCACUUCAGAAAUAAUCCAAAAUUAUGCAAUAAACAUCACUUAUAAAAGCAUCAAUUAAGGAAAUUUUCAAUUAUUGACGAGUAGUUUAUAAUCUACUGUUGUUCAGUAUAGUGAUCCUUUGCUGGCAAUGGAUGCUGCCUUCAUGACUGUUAAUCGUUAUAGACAUUAAGAUCAUGUCCAAACAAAAGCAUUUUAUGCAUUAUGUAGGCUUUAUACUUUGUAUCACCACAAUAAAGUGUCAUUUAAACA
Messenger RNA from Siniperca chuatsi (mandarin fish), 1954 nucleotides. RefSeq names its product olfactomedin-like 1 (gene olfml1). The record is from RefSeq and is a predicted model, not a curated record. Gene Ontology annotation, biological process: signal transduction. The transcript is spliced from 8 exons. Lineage: Eukaryota; Metazoa; Chordata; Actinopteri; Centrarchiformes; Sinipercidae. The coding region runs from base 450 to 1667 and encodes 405 amino acids.